AGAUGUCAACAAUCCGCCUCGGGGAGACACCGCGGGGAAUCCCUGGUGCCAGGUGCUCACCUUACGAUGGCCGGUAUCAGGACGUAUGGCCGGCAUGUACGCGUCGGAAACUGGAGCGAGGAUGUUGUUCUCGACGAGGAAAUGCUGAAGGACUUCCUGGAGAAGAAAGAGAAAGGAGAGCUGGUUUUCCAGAAGACAAACCUUGUAAAACAGAAUAUGUUGAAAAAGAUCGACUUGACAGUAACAACUGAUGGAUGGUUACACUUCGGGGACGUGGUGAUACUGGUGAACCCUGGGGGCGAUCAGGGUGAGCAUUCGCUAGGCUGGCAGACGAAGAGAGAUGCAGCGGCCGUUAGUAUGCAUUUGGAUCCUAGCUCCGCUGCAAUGAGCUCACUUACCCAGACGCCCCGCGAGGUCACCGCGACCAGAGCCGUGGAAUCUUGCGGCAGGACUGCCUUCGUCGUCACCAGCGUUGAUGGGACUCCAGAGGGGGAAACCGUGAAAUAUAAUCAGAGUUUCGCCUUUCGUUUAAAAGAUGCGUUUGCUGGUGAGCUGUACCUAGCGAGUGACCAGCGGACGUUCCUGAAAUGUGCCAGGAGGUCCCGCCUACAGGAGGUCAGCCUGUCCAGCCACACAUCCUUCUUCACCUGCUGGCAGGUGGUGUACCUAGACCCGCAGGAACGCAUGGAGAACGAGGGUCUUCCUGUUCCAGUAAAUAAAAAGGUCCUUAUCACUCACUGCAAGACAAACCAGUGCUUAGCUGUACUUGGAAAUUAUGUUUUGUGGACAGCCUAUGGAAAGGAGUAUGAGGUGGUGGCCCAGACCUUCCUGGACUCCCACAAGGCUGAGCGGGAGAUGAACCACUGGCUGCUGGUGACUGCAGACCCCGCUGUGCAGGGACAGGCCAUGACAGACAGACCCCACGCAAUGGCCGCCAUGUCAGCCACUGAGGAUUCCCAACACCGUGGCACUGAAGGCGGUGCUGAGGAAGAGCAAAACAUGUAGUAAAUUAAAGUCACCUUUGGAAUUUUUUUCUAUAUUCUUUAAUAAAAUAUCAUUAAAUUCAUUUAAAAUUUAAAUAAUUUCAAAUUGCAUUAGCUAUAUUCUGCUGUAACAUCUAAUAACAUACUUCAUAAGAUUGCUGUGCUGAAAAUAUGUAGUAAUUUACGUCCUUUUCCAACAGAGGGCGAGAGCAGCUUACUUUAUGUAGCAGUAGACCUGUAACAUUACUAAGGUGAUAAAAUGUGUUCUGUCAUGCAGAUAUUUAGCUGUUAACAGUCUAAACUGCUUUGUAAGUUUCUUAUAUACCAUCUCAUGUUUUUUUCCCUUAUAAAAAAAAUCAUCCAUCCAUCUAUCAAGUUAUAUCCAGGGUCUAAAGUUGUCGUUCUCAAUAACUUUAAUGUUCCUUAGAAUGACUAUUUAAAUUACAUUGAUAUUUAAAAAUA
Paramormyrops kingsleyae is the source of this 1445-nucleotide messenger RNA. RefSeq names its product cilia and flagella associated protein 161 (gene cfap161). Gene Ontology annotation, biological process: cilium assembly. NCBI's taxonomy places the organism in Eukaryota, Metazoa, Chordata, Actinopteri, Osteoglossiformes, Mormyridae. Gene Ontology annotation, cellular component: motile cilium. The record is from RefSeq and is a predicted model, not a curated record.